GCAAGUCCUUACCCCCCACAAUCCCAAGGUACACAUUACCCCUCGGGUGCAGCUGCUUACCCUACCAACUAUAGUUACCCUGCCCAACCCAUGUCCUAUCUCACAGGGCCAGCUCCCCAUACUGUGGUAGCUGUGGGUGGGUUUGAUGCUGGUGCCAGAUUUAAUGCAGGGGCAGCUCCUGUUGUUCCUCCUGCACCACCAGGAGUUGUGCCAAAUGCUGCUCAGAUGGGCGUUAGUCAAGGUCACAAUGUGGUAGCGACACAGAGAAGCACCAAUUGGUUCACAGGUGGAUCUGGAGGUGGA
Molecule: messenger RNA, 303 nt
Organism: Lottia gigantea (owl limpet)
Lineage: Eukaryota; Metazoa; Mollusca; Gastropoda; Lottiidae
Exons: 2
Source: RefSeq, a predicted model, not a curated record